Durusdinium trenchii is the source of this 1050-nucleotide messenger RNA. The record is from the annotation of a GenBank genome assembly. NCBI's taxonomy places the organism in Eukaryota, Dinophyceae, Suessiales, Symbiodiniaceae.
AUGCGCAGCCACAAGAAGAUCGACCGGCGAAAUGAACGGCGAGAGAGGAAAGAGAUCAUGCUCAACACGUUUCUGCGAUCCCACAGGUUCGGAAGAGAUGUGAAUGAGCCUCGCAGUUCCCGAGCACUCUGUUUGCCGUUCGGCAAGCCCAAAGAAGUCUUCUAUCCCCUCCACCAGGCAGCCAAGCUUGGUGAUUGCGAGAUUGUGCGCCUGCUCUUGGCAGCAGGGGCAGACCCGCAGCAGAAGACCUCCCAGGGUCGCACGGCAGAGGAGAUUGCACUGGAAGAAGACAGCCUUGGCAGCCAUGAGGAGGUACUGAUGCUCCUCACGAGCCAGAUUAAAGUGCUGCCUUUGCGUGAAGCUGUCAAGAUGAUGCAGGUUAUGCACCAAGACCACGAGGGGUUUAUGGUCCUUUAUGGCCCUGCCACAGCGCCGGAGAUGUGUUGGAUUUUGUUCAGCUAUGUCCAGCUCGACAAGCUUUAUAGAGCUCCACAGCGCCAUUCGGAGGGCCAACGGGCCAACCCCGGGGCGAUGGAGCCAACCGAGAACUUUCAACUGCGAAGGCAGCUGGAGCUCCUUGAUGAGGUGAAGACCCGUGGCUUCGAGGGAAAACUCGACUUCCUUUACUUGCCCUGGAGCAAGAAGGAAGGCAAGAACGAAGGAUAUUGCAUUCUGAGCUUCGUGGAUGGUCGUGAUGCUCAAGACUUCUUCUUGGAGUUCUAUGGGAACUUUUUGACGUCAGCACCCGCCAGCAGCAAGAGCCUCUCCGUGUGCGAAGUUCCCAACAUACAAGGCUUGAAGGCGCUCCACGGUGAGUUCGGGCACCUCAGCAACCAGGACCCAGAAUAUGACCCACUCUUCCUGCGUCAAGUGGCAGCAAAGCCUCGAACUCACCUGCCACAGGCCGACUUCGAAGCACAUGGAGAGUCAGCUUGCAUUCAUUGCCGGACUCGUCUACACAGAGGCCAAACUCAUUGUCCUCGCUGUGGAGCCAGUGUCAAGGUGCCUAAAGACUGUGUUUCCAGACUCAACAUGUUUGAGUGGAGUUGA